AUGUUGACCUACCUCCAGGUACACCUCCUCUUUGUCAUUCCUCCGAUUUUGGGCUUGGGGUUUCUUUACUGGCCCGUCCUUGGCAGACGGGAUGUCUUCAAGAUGAUCUGGGCUUGCGCAUUGGCGACAAUAUGGACCACACCAUGGGAUAAUUUCAUCCUUUCGCAAGCGGGCUGGUCAUACCCCGAAGGCAGUAUCGUCGGCAAGAUCUACUACGUCCCACUCGAAGAACACCUCUUCUUCAUCCUUCAGCCCAUCUUCCUCACCCUCGUGCACUCUAUCGUCGCCCACUCGCAGCUCAUCCCAUUCCGCAUACCCCGGCUGAGCGACGUCAGCUUCCGCCAAGGUCCGGCGCAGGUCCAGGCCGGCAGCUCGACCAGCGAAAAGAGUAAGGCGGUCCCCGUGUCGGAGCAUGAACACGGCAAGGUGCAGACAUUGCCGAGAGGAGUGGGGAUGCCCGCGUUCUGGAUGGGCGUGACGGCGCUGGGAGGGGUCCUGGUGCAUGAGUCGCAUGGGCUGGAGGUGUUGCCCAUACACCUAGGACUGGGGAAGCACGCGUUCUACUUGGGUUGGAUCCUUAUUUGGAUCAGUCCGGUGUGCGCGUUCUUGACGUACCUGGGUGCGCAGUUUGGGAGGGCGGAGGUCAUCUCGCUGGCGGCUGGGACGGCAUGGUUGUGGCUGGUGGACACGAUCGCCCUACGAAACGAAGCAUGGACGAUCUCGAAAGAGACCACACUCGGCUUUGACGUAUGGAGGGGGUUGCCAAUAGAAAGCAACCUUCUUCCUGCUUCCGGCUUCAACCCGCCCCUGAUUGAUGCUGGGCUGCUGUAUGGGCUGCAGCUCGCGGAGGAUACGUUGAAGAAGGGAAGCAAGAGCUUUGAGGUUGCGAAAUUGGCUUUUGGACGGGAGAUGCGAAUUGGGCUGGUGGCUGUUUACGCUUGGUGCAGGGUCACGGACGACCUGAUAGAUAACGCACCCACGAUCUCUGAUGAGGGCCUUGAAAAGGGCGCCAUCCUCGAUGUCAUCCGCUCCCACCUCACCGCCGCCUUCUCCGGCGCAGAGCCUGUCGCCCUGCACCGGAUCCUCUCCACCAUCCCCGGUCUCACACCCGAAGUCACCUCUGCGUUCCACAUCUUCGCUACCCUCGUCCCACGGCUUUCGCCCGUCGAACCCUUCCUGGAGCUGUGUAAAGGGUACGAGACGGACCUCAAGUUCCUCUCUAUCCCGGAAACAGAAGCUGCGACGGGGCAAGAGACACUCCGGGCGCGAAUGGCAGACAAGGCGUUCAAUGUGGAGGAGCACCUUCCGAUACGGACCAACGAGGACCUGCUGCAGUAUGCGGACGACGUGGCGGGUUCGAUUGCAGCAGCGAUCUGUUAUCUCGCUUGGUCGGUCCUUUCUUACCCUUCGGGCGGGGACGCUCGGCGGCCGGUCGAGAACCUCCCGUGGGCGGCGGACCUGCAUCGGAACACCCUCUCCCCUUCUUCUCUUUCGCAAGCAGAAAAGGUCCGCGUCGAGACGGUCCGGUCGGCAAGGACGAUGGGGCGCGCCCUCCAGCUCGUCAAUAUCGCAAGGGACGUAGCCAAGGAUGCCAUGAUAGCGAGGGUCUACGUCCCUCGCUCGUCAUUCGCAUCUACGGCGGCACUCCACUCGGUCCUCCUCCCCUCCUCCCCCGCUUCGUCGCCUGGCGAACCAAAACCCAAAACAGACUACUCGUCCUAUAACCUGCCAUUACUGGAACAAGCGGACGAAAUGCGUUAUUCGUCGGCAGGCGCAAUAGCGGACUUGCCGCCUACGGCCCGAGGAGGCGCGAGGGCGAUGGCGGCGAGUUAUUUCGAGAUUGGGUCGGCGAUCCGGAGAGAGGGAGGAAAGGUGGAUGAGCGGGGAGUCAAGGUGGAGAAGAAGAAGAGGCUCAAGGCGGCUGCGAAGGCGAUGUGGGGGUUUAGCUGA
Dioszegia hungarica is the source of this 1950-nucleotide messenger RNA. Its product is annotated as Squalene/phytoene synthase-domain-containing protein. The transcript is spliced from 8 exons. Bases 1 to 1950 code for a protein of 649 amino acids. Gene Ontology annotation, biological process: biosynthetic process. The record is from RefSeq and is a predicted model, not a curated record. NCBI's taxonomy places the organism in Eukaryota, Fungi, Basidiomycota, Tremellomycetes, Tremellales, Bulleribasidiaceae. Gene Ontology annotation, molecular function: intramolecular lyase activity.